GUGACAGGUGGCAGGCCUUCCCCUUCUUACUCCAUCCUCUGCCGACCUGCCUGCUUCCCUGACUCUUCCAUCCCUUUCUUCCUCAGGUCCAAGGUCCGAGUGAAGCCUCUGGACCCCACGUGUGGCACGUGGUUCGGGUCAAGCCUCUGGACCCCACGUGUGGCCCGUAGUGCGAGUACCCCUUCCCUUCUCAUUCCAUCCCUCCUCGACCUGCCUGCUUCCCUUACCCUUUCUUCCUUUCUUGCCCAGGUCCGGGUCAAGCCCCUGGACCCCACGUGUGACACGUGGUGCGAAUACCCUGUAGCUAGCCGCCCCUUUGCCAUCCAGCAGUGGCUGGAGUCGGGGGACGUGAAGGGCGAGUGGAUCUUCAUGAUCGAAACCGACUAUAUCUUUGUCAAGCCUGUAUCCAUCCCGCCGGCAGGCAGGGCGCUGGGGUUUCCCUUUGACUACAUCGCACCUCAAGACCCUGAACUCCGUCCCUUCAUGCGCAGGUAUUACCCGGAGCCAUACCGAAUCGAGGAAGUCCCGAGGACCGGCAAUGCCCCGACCAUCAUGCGAUAUGAUGACAUGAUGCAAGUGGUGCCCAUAUGGGUGAACGUGACAGCAGGCAUCGAAGGGAACGCGGAAAGCAAGGAGCGGUUCGGGUGGGUGCGGGAGAUGUAUGCUUUCUCCAUCUCCCUUGCGCUUGCAGGGGUGAAGAUUGACCUGCCGCCAAUGCCACAUGCCAUCAUGAGCCAGCCUCCAGCUGACAAGGUGGUGGGUGAUGCUGCUCUGCUGCACUACACGUGGGGCAGUCAGAUCAAGGACUGGAGUGGCAACGUGGCCUGGGAGUUUGACAAGCGCAAGUUCACAUACAUCAUUUAUUGCUCCCCUCUGUUGUCUUCUGCUCGCACGUGCCCACCUCCCUUCACUCCCAUGCUGCAGGACUGGAGUGGCAACGUGAUCUGGGAGUUUGACAAGCGCAAGUUCACAGACAGAGGGCUGCCAGACCCAGUGCCUGAACCGCCAGAGGGGAAGGCAUCGGAGUCCCAGAAGGUGCUGGUGUCGAAAGUCAACGAGGCCAUUAACCACCUGCCCAAAUACACGCUGCGAGAGCUGCGGGAGAUGGGGCGUAGCGAUGCAGAGAUUGGCGCCUAUGAGCGGGAGUGGCGGGCCAAGGGGUAUGCGGAGGGGACGAAAGGUGGGGCAGGAGGAGGAGGAGGAGGAGGAGGAGGAGGAGGAGGAGGAGGAGGAGGAGGAGGAGGAGGAGGAGGAGGAGGAGGAGGAGGAGGAGGAGGAGGAGGAGGAGGAGGAGGCGAGGGGGUGAAGCAGGAGCAGCAAGGGGGCGUGGGGCAAGCGGGGGGGGCGGGGCAAGUGAUAGGCGUGGCGCAAGGAGGAGGGGUGGUGGAAGGAGGAGGUGUAUUGGUGAGAGGAGGGGCGGUGGCACAGCAGGAGGUGGCGAAGCCGGCGGUGGUGCCUGGGGAGAUGGAGAAGGGGAGCAUUCAUGCGAUGGUCACUAGUAACGGCAAUGCUUACAUGAACUGGCAGACGCUGCUCAUGUUCCACACGUACAAGAAGGUGAGACGGAAGGAGGGGAGGGGGAGCGGGGAGGGGGGUGCAUUUGGUGUAAGGAAAGCGGGGUUUAUGGUGCAAGGAGGUGGGUUGGUGAGAGGAGGGACGGCGUCACAGCAGGAGGUGGCGAAGCCGGUGGUGGUGCCUGGGGAGGGGGAGAAGGGAAGCAUUCAUGCGAUGGUGGCAUCUGAGCCAGGCAGCAACCUGCGCUUCUUCACCCGAGUGCUGCAUCGCACCAAAGAUGACGAGCUCAUGCACCUCGUGCCCACUGUGCGAGUGCGACCACUGGAACCCAAGUGCGAUGACUGGUGCGAGUACCCAGUGGCUGAUCGCCCCUUCGCCAUCCAGCAGUGGCUGGAGUCGGGGGAUGUGAAGGGCGACUGGAUUUUUAUGAUAGAGACCGACUACCUUUUUGUCAAGCCCGUCGCCAUCCCCCCAACAGGGCGCGCUCUGGGCUUUCCGUUUGGCUACAUCAUCCCUACCUACCCCUCCAUCCACCACAUCAUGAUUCGCUACUAUCCCGGCGAUCUAAAGGACAUUCCUCAGACAGGCAACGCACCAGUUCUCGCUCCCACUGCUGCUCUUGCACGUGUGGUGCCGAUAUGGGUGGACAUCACAGCCCGGUUCGAGAAGGACGAAGAGGCAAAGAAGGACCUCGGGUGGGUGCGCGAGAUGUAUGCUUUUUCCAUUGCUGCUGCUCUCGGCAACAUGCCCAUCGACCUGCCCCUCGUGCCACAUGCUAUUAUGGUGCAGCCUCCAGCCGACUCUGUAUUGGGAGAUGCAGCCAUCAUUCAUUACACUUGGGGAUACGAGUUCAAGGAUGAAGCUGACAAGGUAGUGUGGCGAUUUGACAAGAGAGACUACACACAGCCUGGGCAAGUACCGCCAAUUCUUGCCGACCCACCGCAAGGGCGCAAAGCGGAUAGCGAAACGUCCACCAUUCUCGACUCCACGUUACCACCUUUCCUCGCCAGCCCAGAAAAGCGCCUUCGCAUUCCCGACAUUAGAUUUUCUGGCGUUAAGUAUUCGCCCUGCGCCACUCCCAGUUCAGUCUUUUCCUCCUUCGACGGGGAGUUUCAAGCCUUGCCUCCGCUGGCCCCGUCUUCCCCAACAAGCUCUCCCCUCACCUCUCCGCCGAUAUCCCCCCUCUCUUCCGGGACAGCCACAUCCGCUCUCACCUCUUCCUUCGCUCCCCGCGCAUCCCCCGCACCCGCCGCUUCCCCCGCCGAUUCCGCUGCCCCUGCGCUUCCCCGCCGCCUGAAGGGCGUGCGGCAGCGCAAGUGGGGGCGGUGGGUGACGGAGAUCCGCUGCCCGCGCACCAAGACGCGCGUGUGGCUGGGCUCCUACGCGACGGCGGAGGAAGCGGUGCGCGUAUACGACAUGGCGGCGCGGAUGAUUUUCGGCGAAGUUGCCUCGAAGGUCACUCUCAACGAGCCCGACGCGGCCCCGCGUCCCGUAACCGUUGCGAAGAGCAUUGCCGAGGCGCUAAUCAAGGUUGCGCGAGCCAGCAGCGGCAACGGCGACGCGACCGUUGACUUGUCCGCGUUUCGCGGAGAUAUGGCGUGUUUGGAGGUUGUCGGGCAGAACGUGGUGCGCAAACUCGAUAGCAAGACGUCUACCUUUAUGGACUCAACAUUACCGCCUUUCCUUCCCAACAGCCCGGAGAAGCGCGCUCGCAUUUCCGAGACUAGUUUCAAUGGCGUUUCAUCUGCGCCCUCCGUUACUCCCAAUUCAGUCCUUUCCACCUUCGACGGCGAGUUCCAGCCGACCAUGUUGACCGCGUUGACCGCGUCUCCCCAAACAACCUCUUCGCUUGCCUCUCCGCCGAUCUCCCCGCUCUCCUCCCCGGGUUACUCAUCCGCACUCGCGUGCUCCCCCGCUCACCCCUCGUCUCCCGCGCCCGUCGCUGCCCCCGCCGCUUUCCCCGCGCUCCCCCGCCGCCUCAAGGGCGUGCGGCAGCGCAAGUGGGGGCGGUGGGUGACGGAGAUCCGCUGCCCGCGCACCAAGACGCGCGUGUGGCUGGGCUCCUACGCGACGGCGGAGGAAGCGGUGCGCGUAUACGACAUGGCGGCGCGGAUGAUCUUCGGCGAAGAUUCCUCGACGGUCCCUCUCAACGCUCCCGACGCGGCCCCACGUCCCGUGACCGUCGCGAAGAGCAUCGCCGAGGCGCUCAUUAAAGUUGCGCGAGCCAACAGCGGCGAAGGCGAUACGACCGUUGACUUGUCCGCGUUCCGCGGCGACAUGGCGUGUUUGGAGGUUGUCGGGCAGAACGUGGUGGUGUCUGAAUGCCCUUUCGCGCCGCUCGCGCUGGAUGUGACGCCGAAUGGCCACGACGAGACUUGCCGUCUUCCCAAUUGUGAGACUUCCGCGUCAACGAGCGCUGAUUGCGAGAUUUAUCUGCAGAAGCAGUCUGACGCAGCGGCUAUUAGUACUAACGGAGUGGUUGAUAACGAGAAAUUAUCCGCUUCCGACGUCCCGUCCGCGCUCUCCCUCAUUGAGGAGCUUUUCAGCGACAGCUUCUGCGGCGUCCUAGCGACCCCUGCGACAAUGUCGCCCUCUGUCUGCGACCUGGGCGAUUUUGAGAUCCUCGAGAACGUCCCCGGCCUCUGGGGAGAAACCUUUUGA
Molecule: messenger RNA, 4176 nt
Organism: Closterium sp. NIES-65
Lineage: Eukaryota; Viridiplantae; Streptophyta; Zygnematophyceae; Desmidiales; Closteriaceae
Source: the annotation of a GenBank genome assembly